GUGUGUAUGUGUACACAUAUAUACAUGCAUGAGAUGAUAAUUUAUGUGGGUGUAGCCUGCAACACCACUUUCAGUUCUACUUUCCUGUUAUAAUUAUAUCUCUAGGGUUAGUUCAAAGUCUGCUACAAAAGGAUUUUUCUGUACACUCUCUUGGAGAAGAAUAGCUCAUGGGCUAAUCAAGGCUGAAUUCCAGGUACAUGAUGAGUGAAUCAUCUGAUAGCAAACACUGAGCAUUGAUAAAACAGAUUAGGAGACUGUGUGCCUAGGGCUAAGGAGGAAAAUACGUCUUGCCGGUCAUUUCAAAGAGAGGGUGAGAGAGAGGUAGGAGAAGCCUUAGCUUUCACACAGUAUGCUCUUACCAUAGACCCAGACUUCUGUGGGUCGGCACAUUUAAAAGGACUCAUAAUGUUACUGCUCUUAUGCCCAUCAGAUCUCCUAGGUGGGAAUUCCCCUGUUUACAUAGCCAAGCAGAGAUUUGAAGUGGGAAGGAAACAGCAGCAUAAGAGGAAGCUGGGUAAAGAGCAAUCGGCAAGAGAGAGCUGAAACAACAGAAGUUAACUGGUGUGGAGGCGCCGGAGCUGCAGCUGGCAUCCCUGGGAAUCUCUUCUGCACAGAGCACUGUGUUAUGCAGUCAGACUUACAAGACCAAAAAAGUCCCAUAAAAGAGCCUCAGCUGUACAGCAGGCAAAAGAAUGACUACACACACCUGGCAAAUGUGGGCCAUCUACGUGGUCUUAGCUGCAAACUUCUCUGAAGAGCAAGUGCUGGAGCAGGCUUGUCCUUCGUGCGAUGCCACUCAGCUUUGCAACUGCUCUUCCAUGGGCUUGGACUUUGUUCCCCCAGGGCUCACGGGCAAAAUCACAGUGUUAAACCUGGCCCACAAUAGGAUAAAGCACAUCCGAUCCCAGGAUCUGCAGCAGGCUGUGAACCUGAGAGCCCUGCUGCUGCAGUCCAACGAAAUCAGCUCCAUAGACAAGGACUCGUUUCGCUCCCUUGGGAAACUGGAGCUCUUGGACUUAUCAAAUAACAGCUUGGCUCACUUGUACCCUGCAUGGUUUGGGCACCUUUUUUCGCUCCAGCACCUCCACCUUCAAGGGAACUCCUACAGAGAGCUGGGGGAAAGCUCCCCCUUUUCUAGCCUGAGGAACCUGAGCUCUCUCCACCUGGGCAACCCGCAGUUCUCCACGCUAAGGCGAGGGAACUUUGAGGGCAUUGAGUUUCUUGACAAGUUGUGGAUUGACGGUGGCAAUCUCAGUCAGUAUGAGCCAGGAAGUUUGAAAUCAAUUAAGAAGAUAAAUCACAUGAUCAUAAACGUAAGAAGUACUAAUAUAUUCUCAGCAGUCGUCAGGGACCUUCUGCACUCUGUCACUUGGUUAGAAGUGAGAAAAAUAGCAUUCAAUAUACCUGGUGAAAUGCAACUAUUGAGAGUUAUGUCGUCUUCAUUUGCAAAGAAAAUUUCUUUUAAACAGACCUUAUUAACAGAUGCUACUGUGCCUAAGAUUGUCAGCAUUUUAGAAAACAUGCCACAGUUAGAGGAGGUGGAGAUGAUAGACUGUAGACUCUUGGGAACUGGACGAUGGCAAACACAUAUUAAAGCAAACCAAUCACGUACUCUUAGAGUUCUGACAAUAGAGAAAUUAUCUAUAGAAGAAUUUUAUUUGUUUACAGAUCUUCAAGCUGUGCAAGGUCUACUAUCUCUUCUUACCAAAAUCACAGUUGAAAACACCAAGGUGUUUUUGGUACCAUGCAGACUUUCACAACAGCUUCUGUCAUUAGAGUAUCUCGACCUUAGUGCAAAUUUGCUUGGAGACCAGAGUUUGGAGCAUUCAGCCUGUCAGGGUGGUUGGCCUUCACUACAAAUUCUAAAUUUAAGUCAGAAUUCACUGAGUGACUUAGAAAUGACGGUUAAAAGUUUGUCUCAUCUAAGAAACCUAAUUCUCUUAGACAUUAGCCAAAAUAAUUUUGGUGAGAUUCCAGAUGUGUGUGAAUGGCCCCAAACCCUGAAAUAUUUAAACCUCUCCAGCACUCAAAUUCCUACACUAACGACUUGCAUUCCCCCAACGCUGGAAGUUUUGGAUGUUAGCGCUAACAACCUGAAGGAGUUUGGACUGCAACUCCCAUUUCUCAAAGAGCUGUACCUCGCAAAAAACCAGCUGAAGGCCUUGCCUGGUGCCGCGCCCGUUCCUAACUUAGUGGCCAUGUCAAUCAGAAGAAACAAGCUCAACAGUUUCUCCAGGGAAGAGUUUGAGUCCUUCAGGAAAAUGGAGCUGCUGGACGCCAGCGACAACAACUUCAUCUGCUCCUGUGAAUUCCUCUCCUUCAUCCACCACGAGGCUGGCAUAGCCCAGGUGCUGGUGGGGUGGCCGGAGAAGUAUGUCUGUGACUCUCCGCUGGCAGUGAGAGGGACGCAGGUUGGAGCCGUGCAUCUCUCCCUGAUGGAGUGCCACAGGUCCCUCAUAGUGUCGUCGAUCUGCGUCCUGCUGUUCCUGGUCAUCCUCAUCCUGGUGGCCAUCGGCUACAAGUACCACGCGGUCUGGUACCUGAGAAUGACCUGGGCAUGGCUCCAAGCCAAGCGGAAGCCCAAGCGAGCCCCCCUGAAGGACAUCUGCUACGACGCUUUUGUCUCCUACAGCGAGAACGACUCCGACUGGGUGGAAAACAUCAUGGUGCGGGAGCUGGAGCAGGCCUGCCCCCCCUUUCGGCUCUGCCUCCACAAGCGGGACUUUGUGCCUGGGAAGUGGAUCGUGGACAACAUCAUCGACUCCAUAGAGAAGAGCCACAAAACGCUCUUUGUGCUGUCCGAGCACUUUGUGCAGAGCGAGUGGUGCAAAUACGAGCUGGACUUCUCGCACUUCCGCCUCUUUGACGAGAACAACGAUGCAGCGAUUCUCGUCCUCCUGGAGCCCAUCCAGAGCAAGGCGAUUCCCAAGAGGUUCUGCAAGCUGCGGAAGAUCAUGAACACAAAGACCUACCUGGAGUGGCCUCUUGAAGAAGAGCAGCAGGAGAUGUUUUGGUUUAAUUUGAAAAUAGCUCUAAAAUCCUAGACAGGGACAUUAAAGAAUGAAUAUGUAGCAAAUGUACUCUGGAUUUUUUCCCUUGCCUGUUCAUCCCAUCACCUAUCUGUACCUUGAGAAUAGAGAGCUGUGCUACUGUAAAUUCUAUUACUUGCUGUGAGAUUAUUUUCUUUUUGUAGCCAUGGUCAUGAAUCAUUUUACUGGUUUGGACUGGAAUAGAGUUAAUUUUCUACAUAGUUGCUCCUGUGGUGCUGUGGUUUGGAUUUGUGACCAAAACAGUUUUGAUAACACAGGGAUGUUCUAGUUAUUGUUGAACAGUGCUUGCACAGUAUCAAGGUCUUUUCUGUUUCUCACGCUGUUGUGCCACUGAGUAGGCCAUGUGUGUGUGAUAAUUUGGGAGGGGACACAGCAGAUCCCAGCUGACCAAAGGGAUGUCCCAUACCAUAUAAUCUCAUGCUUGGCAAUAAAAGUUGUCAGAAAGAAAGGUGAA
Aquila chrysaetos chrysaetos is the source of this 3504-nucleotide messenger RNA. RefSeq names its product toll like receptor 2 (gene TLR2). Gene Ontology annotation, cellular component: membrane. Bases 693 to 3044 code for a protein of 783 amino acids. Lineage: Eukaryota; Metazoa; Chordata; Aves; Accipitriformes; Accipitridae. The transcript has 3 exons. The record is from RefSeq and is a predicted model, not a curated record. Gene Ontology annotation, biological process: inflammatory response; immune response; toll-like receptor signaling pathway. Gene Ontology annotation, molecular function: transmembrane signaling receptor activity; protein binding; triacyl lipopeptide binding.